GGGCCACAUCUACGAUUACAUUUCAGAUGUCCGUCAUUCGUAAUAUCCGUUCGAAACUCAUUUUGAGGGAUAAUGGCGAGGAGAGGAGUAACACUCGAGUUCUAGUCUUUCUUUCAAACGUGAAAUCGAUAGUUAAGGAAAUUUAGUAUAAUGUUAAUUAAUAAUGCGUCGGAAAAUAAAAUAUGUUGUUAUUAUUGCCAUUUCUUGGUUAAUAUUAGUGGCUUAUUUCUUCACGUUAUCGUGGAAAGACAAUAAGCUUGAAAAUAAAGCAUUGAAAUUAAAACAAUCUGUAAUAGAAGAACAGUUAAAACUGACUUCUGAAGCAGGAACAGCAGAAGUAGGAGUGUUAUGGCAAUAUUUUGAUGAAGAAUCGUAUAUAGCAAAAACACGAUUAAAACCAGGUGCUGAUCCUUAUGCACGUAACAAAUUUAAUCAGGCAGCUAGUGAUAAAAUUCCCAGCAAUAGAAAAAUACCUGACACAAGACAACCUGAAUGUGCAUCAAAAAUUUAUAGAGAUAAGCUUCCUCCAACAAGUGUUAUAAUAACGUUNAUAUAUAUAUAUAUAUGCCUGCCAUGCUGUGAGUAA
This is a messenger RNA of Centruroides sculpturatus (bark scorpion), 586 nucleotides long. Its product is annotated as polypeptide N-acetylgalactosaminyltransferase 2-like. Gene Ontology annotation, cellular component: Golgi apparatus. NCBI's taxonomy places the organism in Eukaryota, Metazoa, Arthropoda, Arachnida, Scorpiones, Buthidae. The coding region runs from base 164 to 586 and encodes 140 amino acids. The record is from RefSeq and is a predicted model, not a curated record. The transcript is spliced from 3 exons.